GGUGGCUUCGGCGGCGCUGCCGCAGCUGCUCGGUGCGGGCGGCGGCGGCCGGGGGGCCCUGGCUGCCCGUACCCGGCAUGGCCGCCAAGGGGGCCCGGCAGCGCCCGCGGGCGGGCGGCGGGGACGCGGCGGGGCGGCGGCCUGAGGGCAGCGAGGAGCCGCGGAACGAAUCAUCCGGGAGCAAAGCAGGGCACGUCUGGGCCCCUGAAGGAUCAACAGCUUUCAAGUGUCUCAUCUCGGCCAGGUUCUGUGCAGCUCUGCUGAGCAACAUCUCGGAUUGUGACGAGACCUUUAACUACUGGGAACCGACACACUACCUCAUUUAUGGGAAGGGGUUUCAGACAUGGGAGUACUCUCCAGCCUAUGCCAUCCGCUCCUAUGCUUACCUGUGGCUCCAUGCCUUGCCAGCCUGGUUCCAUGCCAGGGUUCUGCAAACCAACAAGGUUCUCAUCUUCUAUUUCCUGCGAUGCUUCCUGGCCUUCCUGAGCUGCAUUUGUGAACUCUACUUUUACAAGGCUGUGUGCAAGAAGUUUGGGCUGCACGUGAGCAGGCUGAUGUUGGCUUUCCUGGUGCUCAGCACGGGGAUGUUCUGUGCUUCUGCAGCUUUCCUGCCCAGCAGUUUCUGCAUGUACACCACGGUGAUUGCCAUGACGGGCUGGUACAUGGACAGGACCUCGGUGGCAGUGCUGGGGGUGGCUGCUGGAGCCCUGCUGGGCUGGCCCUUCAGCGCAGCUCUGGGGCUCCCUAUUGCCUUUGACUUGUUGAUCCUGAAGAAGAGGUGGAAAAGUUUCCUGAACUGGUGUGUGGUGUCCUUGAUCCUGUUUUUGGUGCCCUUGGUGGUGGUGGACAGCUAUUACUAUGGGAAGCUGGUGGUGGCACCUCUCAACAUCGUUUUGUACAAUGUCUUCACCCCCCACGGCCCUGAUCUCUACGGUACAGAGCCCUGGUACUUCUAUUUCAUCAAUGGCUUUCUGAAUUUCAACGUGGUUUUUGUGCUGGCCCUGCUUGUGCUGCCUCUGACCUGUCUGAUGGAGUGUUUGCUGCAGAAAUUCCGUGUUCAGAAUCUGGGCCGUCCCUACUGGCUGACCCUGGCUCCCAUGUACAUCUGGAUCCUGAUUUUCUUCAGCCAGCCCCACAAGGAAGAGAGAUUUCUCUUCCCCAUCUAUCCCCUCAUCUGUCUCUCUGGUGCUGUGGCUCUCUCUGCUCUUCAGAAAUGUUACCACUUCAUCUUCCAGCGCUACCGCCUGGAACACUACACAGUGUCCUCCAACUGGCUGGCCCUGGGGACUGUCUUCCUCUUUGGCCUUUUGUCACUCUCACGCUCUGUUGCCUUAUUCAAAGGUUACCACGGGCCCCUGGACCUGUACCCGGAAUUCCACAGGAUUGCCACUGACCCCAGCAUCCACACGGUGCCAGAGGGGAGGCCAGUCCAUGUCUGUGUGGGGAAGGAGUGGCACAGGUUCCCCAGCAGCUUCCUGCUGCCAGACAACUGGCAGCUCCAGUUUAUCCUGUCAGAAUUCCGGGGCCAGCUGCCCAAACCCUUUGCCAAGGGGCCCAUGGCCACCAGGAUCAUUCCCACGGACAUGAACGACCAGAACAAGGAGGAGCCAUCUCGAUACAUUGACAUCUCCAAGUGCCACUACCUGGUGGACUUGGACACAGCAACGGAGAGCCCGAGGGAGCCCAGGUACUCCUCCAACAGAGAAGAGUGGCUGACCAUUGCCUACAAACCAUUCCUUGAUGUUUCCAGGUCCUCCCGGCUGCUGCGGGCGUUCUACAUCCCCCUGCUCUCGGAGCAGCACACGCGCUACGCCAACUACACCAUCCUGAAAUCCCGCAGGAGGCAGGCCAGGAAAAAAAUGGGAGGCUAGGAACACACCUGGGCCGGCAAAAAAACCCCACCCAAAGCAUCUGCUGGCGCUCUUGGACAGCUGCCUGAGCCACGUUCAGCUCCCUGUGUGAAGGAUGGUGCUGGGAGGAUUCCCUGAGGAGCUCUGGCAGCCUCUGCUCCUCUGCCUGGAGCCAUUGGAAAAUCCAGCAGCCAUCUAUGGAUGCUGUGUUAUCCCUGCUGUUCCCUGUGCUCUUCUCUCUGACGCCAGAGGAGAGAAAAAUGGAAAAUAAAACAGGGGGGGUGGCACCGUGAGGUUCUGCUCCAGGCUGGGAAAAUCCAGCUCAAAUUCUCAAUGUGUCUCCCCCACCCACCCCUCCACUGUCCUCACCUGCUCAAGCUCUGCUGUCUUUCACCCAGGGAAAUUUUUUUCAGGUAACAAAGCUUAGGAAUUUUCUUUUUCCAAGGGGAAAAGGAGGAAAAUCACCUGGCUGACAAUGAACUGGAAUGCACUGAGUCUCAAGGAAUGAAACAUCUUGCAGAGGAACAGCCAAAGCUGCUCUGUCCAGGAGACAUUUCCAGGGAUAAACCCGUGCUUUUGGGAAGAAAAAACCAAACUGAGACAAUUAUGUGUUUAAUGGGAUCAGAGUGUUUGUGUUGUCUGUGAAGCCAAGUGUUUGUUUGCUAUUUAUAAUGAUUUUUUUCAAGAUCCUUGGAAUUCUGGACUUCAGCAUCUUAAAACUUCUGGAAUCAUCCAGAGAGGAGAAGGAUGAAUCCAUUUUUCUUUUUGCAGUUCUGUUUCCCAGAAUAGCCAGGAUGUGUUACGUGGGUCCAACAUGCCUCAGAGCAGCGCUGUGCUUGUUCUAUCUCCAUUUUUAAAUGUGCAGCAUCACCAGCUGGAUGGAGGGAGCUGUUUUCACUCACAUCCCUGGAGUUCUGUGGGGAUAUGGGGUGGAGGGGAAGUUCUGCACCUGCUCCAUGGUGUGACUGUGCCUGGGUUGGUCUGAGCAGGGAGAUCAGGGAGCAGAUUUGGAUGUCUGGGAUCCAGGAAAGCUCUGGGGGUCCAGGUGGUGGGUGCAGGUCUCAGCAGGGUGGGAAGGCUGUGAUCCAACCUGACCCUGCUGGGACAGAGCAGGAGGAGCUGGAUGAGCAGCAGGGCUGGGCUGAACUGUAGGACCAACCUCAAACACAGGAGUAGUUUCUGAAUCCCAGCAUUGCAUUAAGGAGGUUUUUAAUGCUUGUGCUACAGCCCUGCUGGAGCCUGGAUGGUCACACCAUGGAGAAUCCCAUUGCUCCCCACUCCCUGGAGCAGCAGGUGGACGCUGAGGCUCUAAAUUCAGAUUUAAAGUGUUGUCUGAGUCGUGCCAUCCUUAGGGAAACGCAAGGCUCACCUUCCCAAGCGUCAGCUGUGGAGCUCUGAGGUUUUCAAGGCACGGGAGGGGAGGGCAGAGCUGACAGCAGGGUUCUGUGUCUGUGUUCAUCUCCCCCUCCCUCCCUCCCUGCAACCAGCUCUGCCCUCAGUAAAGCUCACACAGGGCUCUCUGGUGCUGCUAAAUCCAAACCAAAACUCCUGCCCUGCUUGCUGCCUCUUCCCUUGAUCAAAUAAAGCACCAGGUGCAGCUGGA
This is a messenger RNA of Poecile atricapillus (Black-capped chickadee), 3453 nucleotides long. It is a transcript of the gene ALG9, whose product is annotated as ALG9 alpha-1,2-mannosyltransferase. Gene Ontology annotation, biological process: protein N-linked glycosylation. NCBI's taxonomy places the organism in Eukaryota, Metazoa, Chordata, Aves, Passeriformes, Paridae. The transcript is spliced from 15 exons. Gene Ontology annotation, molecular function: alpha-1,2-mannosyltransferase activity. The record is from RefSeq and is a predicted model, not a curated record. Bases 78 to 1871 code for a protein of 597 amino acids. Gene Ontology annotation, cellular component: endoplasmic reticulum membrane.